Messenger RNA from Dictyostelium discoideum AX4, 222 nucleotides. RefSeq lists its product as hypothetical. NCBI's taxonomy places the organism in Eukaryota, Evosea, Eumycetozoa, Dictyosteliales, Dictyosteliaceae. The coding region runs from base 1 to 222 and encodes 73 amino acids. The transcript is spliced from 2 exons. The record is from RefSeq and is a predicted model, not a curated record.
AUGACAAUUAUAAAUAGUUUACAAUCAUUCUUAAAUUUUAAAAAAACCAAUAAUAUAAAUUGUUCAUCAUCCCUUUAUAUAGAUUGUAAAAAUAAUAAUAUUGGUUAUAGUAAUAAUAAUAAUAAUAAUAAAAUAUAUGGAACAAAUUUUAUAGCUGGUUUCGAUAUAUGGAUAAUUGAUAAUGGUAAAACUUUUGAACCAAAUGCAGGACUUAAAUUGUAA